AUCAUAUGUCAUUAAAAAGAAAUUGAUAACGCAAGCGUAGUAAGUUAUAUGUAUAAGAUAAAUUAUUCCAACAGGUUGUUAUUGUGAUUUUUCUAUAUCAGUGUGAUAAUUAAGGUGUUGUCGAAAAGUUUUACGGGAAUACGAGCAUAUUAGUGAUUUAUUUGUUAUAUAUUUAUUUGAUCGUAUGUGCGUUGUUCGAUAUUUGACGGUAUCUAACGACGGAUAUCUUUCUAGAUUCUAUGAAUGUUGAGUGAUUUUGAAAAAACAAUAUGGGGGUCGUUCUACCUCCUUUGGAGUUCACUGAAUGUUUGAGUGACAGUCCUUAUUUUAGAGAAAAUCUUCAUAAACACGAAAGGGAGCUUGAAAAAACUAAUCAACAUAUCAAAAGGAUUAUAAAAGAAGUUAAAGACCUUUUGACAUCAGCGAAACAAUUGGGAAGAGCUCAGCGAUCUUUUGCCGAAUGCCUUAAAAGUUUCACAUUUGAAUGUGUUGGUGGGACACAAACAGAUGAUGAACAAGUUAUUUCUGCAUCUUUAAGCAAUUUUGCCGAUUUAAUUAAUCAAAUUGAAGAUGAGAGGGAUCGAAUGUUAGAAAAUGCCAACUCUUGUGUAGUUAAACCUUUAGAAGAUUUUCGCAAGAAGUAUAUUGGAGGAGCUAAAAAUGAGAAGAAGAAAUUUGAGAAACAGACUGCGAAAUUCUGUCAAAAUCAAGAACGUUACUUGAAUUUGACGACAAAAAAGACGAAUUCCCUUCAAGAGGCAGAUGCAUCAGUGGAUAUGGCCGAACGUCAUUUCUACACUGCGAGUAUGGACUACGUUUAUUUAAUACAGGAAGUUCACGAGAGGAAGAAAUUUGAAUUCGUGGAAACUUUAUUAACUUUCAUUUAUUCCUGGUUCACUUUUUAUCAUCAGGGAUAUGAGCUAAAACGUGAUUGUGAUCCAUAUUGGAAAGAUUUGCAAACUAAAAUUCAAAAAACAAGAAACAAUUUUGAUGACUUCAGUCAAAUAUUGAGAAAACGUAUGUCCGAAGUACAGAAACAAGAUGAACCAAUCAGGAACGCUAAAGGAUGUCGGGAAGGAUAUUUAUUUUUACUGGAAAAAAAGGCUUUCGGGACUACCUGGACAAAGCAUUAUUGUAGUUAUGACAAGGAAACGAAAAUAUUCACCAUGCUACCCUAUAACCAGCUGACAACAAAAACUUUACCGCCUCCUGAAAAGAUGGUUAUUUCUUCAUGUGUACGAAGAAUGUCUGAUUCUAUAGAAAAACGUUUUUGUUUUGAUUUGUUAUCCGAGGAUAAGCCUAACGUAACAUUUACAUUUCAAGCACUGUCAGAUCAGGAUAGAAAAGCUUGGAUGGAUAUAAUGGACGGAAAAGAACCCACUUACACAAUUCCUAAUAAUGUAAAUAAAAACGUGGAAGAAAAGGCCCUAGAUGAUAAUGGCAUUCAGUUUGUAAAAAGGUGUAUAGAAGUUCUUGAGAGUAGAGGCUUGGAGGAACAAGGAUUGUAUAGGGUUGUAGGUGUUAGUUCCAAAGUGACAAAAUUAUUAAAUAUGGGACUGGAUAGAAGAAAAGGUGAUAAAUUACUAUUAGACGAUCCCGUCGAAUGGGAAACUAAAACUAUAACAAGUGCUUUAAAAAUGUAUUUGAGAAAUUUACCCGAACCUCUUAUGACUUUCCGAUUUCACAAUGGAUUCAUUGCAGCAGUCAAAAAUGAAUCAAAACAAACUAGGAUAAAAGAUGUUCACACUUUACUGUACCGAUUACCAAAAAUUAAUUUCGAAGUGCUGAAAAUUCUUAUGAAGCAUUUAACCAAUGUUGUUGCGAAAUGUGAUAAAAAUCUAAUGACCGUUAGCAAUUUGGGAGUAUGUUUCGGUCCAACUUUACUUAGACCAGAAGAAGAAACAGUGGCUUCAAUAUUGGAUCUCAAAUUUUACAAUAUUGUUGUAGAAAUCCUCAUUGAAAAUUACCAAAGAUUGUUUUUUAACGAGCCAGAUAGUUUGUCCCCAAAAUAUGUACAGCCUCCAGCAACUAGCAAUAAUAGUCAGAGUAUAUAUGGAUCGCCCAAUAAUCAUUUGCCUACAUACAUGAAUUCUGACGAUGGACUUGGAAGGUCAUAUAUAGAGCCUACAAAAAUAUCUUCUAACUUCAGGGAUAGAGAUUAUCCUCAACCUUACACUUGUACUGUUUCUUCUUAUAUUGAGCCUAGAAUUUCAUCAAGUACGUUCAGUGUUAAUGAAGCAAGUAACGGUUCCUAUGAUCUUACUAGAAGUGAACACAUUUCGGGAAGAACAUCACAUAACCAACAAAGAUUCAAACAAAUGUUAUCGACUGUUUCUCAAUCUGAAACACACUUGCCUACGCUACAUAACUAUAGUCCUCCUAAUUUUAGGCCUUUCAGCAAUAGAUUAGAAGCAAAUAGCACCAGUAGUUCAAAUGAAUCUUUAUCUUCAACAUCUAGAGAUGGAAUUGGAAUUUUACCAAAGAAAACAAAAAGAACAUCUUAUUACAUGGGCUAUCCGAAAAACUAUAAAUCCCCUGGAUAUGUGAAGCUGCAUUCUCCUACUUUAGUUACUAACACCUCUUCUAGAAGAUCUAGUCCAACACCUCACAAAACAAGGAGAGUCCGAACUUUAUAUGCCUGUUUAGGUGAACAGGAUGGCGAACUUUCAUUUGAACCAAAUCAAAUCAUUACAAAUGUUAAAUCGUCUCCAGAACCUGGUUGGUUAGAAGGAACCUUGAACGGCAAGACUGGUUUAAUACCAGAAAAUUACGUUGAAGUUCUUCCUUGACAAAGCGGCUCUCUAGCAAAAUUGUCUACCUCUCUUUGUCGAGGAAUUUGUAAAGUAUUGCAACCAGAUGUUGUCCGAACUGUAAGAUUAAAUCAACACAGGCAAAGUUUGGAUAGUACAAUGCCAUUAGUUAAAUGUACCAACGUAGGAAGAAAAGGUUCUACAUAAUAGUAACAAUUUUAUAUUGAUAAAGUAUUAAUACUGUUUUUUAUGGUGGUCCUCAUGUGUCAUUGUAGUUUAUGUUGUAUUACAUCUUUUUUAUUGAUGGAAUUUUAAUAUGAGUAUGUAGGGAUGGGUAUAAGUAUUAAUAUGCGCCGGUGAUUGGGACUGAACGUGAUUGACUCCUAAUGGAUGUGCAGGUACAUUUCCAAAGGAGUACUUCCAUGUAAAUAAAGUUUCAGGAGUAGAUUUCUAAUAUGUUAUCAUCAUAAAAUAUAUGCAAUAAUGUUACCUAUUCAAAAUGUAUACAAAUAGCAUGUAUCCCAACACUACCGCAAGUCACUAAAAUAAAAUAAACAUUUAUUUUAACACUAAUUUAUUUUCCUGGUGCAAGUAUUUUCUUCCAAAACUUUAACUUUCUAUUACCAUUAAAACUGUAUAUUACAAUUCUUAAAUCUCAUUACUCAACUCAUAUUUCAAUCAUAGAAACAAACUUCACAGUCGCUUGAAAAAUUAACAAACAAAAACAAGUGGAAUGAAAUUUAUCUUCUUUGCAAUAUGUUAUUUCCACCACUCUAUUAUUCCAUAUGAUAUGAACUAGUGACUUACGGAAGAACUUGAAGGACCAGUCGUGAGUGUUAUAGUGGUAGUCAAUAUGUUCAAUAUAAAUAUCACCAAAAGUUCCAGAAAUUUCAACUUAGUAUUUUCCCAUCAGCUACUAACUCUAUUUCAUAAAAGCUUCCACAGAUUUCAUUUUUUUUAAUGAUUUCUGGGGUCGAUACAACAAAUCAAUAAAAUUUUAGAGUUUACUAUUUUUCAAGUUAAGUUGCUUUUAAAGGAUUAAGAUUGUGUAUAAUAGAAGAUUGUGUUGAGAUUAAAUCACAGAUUGCCUAUAAAUACCGUAUUUCAUCAUUUUGGUCAUUUACGAAUAUAAUUUACCUCAUUAUAAAUACUACAGUAAAAUACCAGGUUUUCCAAACUCUUGCGAUAAUAUACUAUAGUAAUUUACCGCCCUUAAACAAAACCAUAAUAUGAUGAGGAUGACAUGAUUUCGUUCUAAGAGAUUUGACAUCGAGACUACUAAUUGUUGGAUUUUAAAAAAAGUAAAGGAAUAUAUAAAACAGAAACUUUACUUUUUUCUGUUUUUAAAAUAAUAUUGAAGAAUUGAUGAAUAUUCUGUAUAUAAAAUAAAAAUAAAAUGUAACUUCAUGUAAAAGUAACUUACGUAGAUGGUAAAUAACAAAAUAUAUUACUUGUAUAUUAUGUUACUUGAUAAUUAUAUUAUUAAUUCUUAUUUCGUCAUAUUCGCAUCCACUUUUAUUAUUAUUUCUUCAAUUAAAUCUUCGUUAUGGUUAUCUAAAUAUUUUUCAAUGUCUACUAUUUCACCGUCUGAAUCUUCUGUAAUUUAAAAAUUAUCACCAAGGGUAUCAGUAGUAUCAGCAUGUAUAGUAUCAAGGUCUGCCGGUUGAGGAAGCAAAUUAUAUUCAUUCAAAUAAUUUAAAUUUGAUUUCACAUAUAGAAAUUUGGAUCAUUUUUUGAAUGGAUAUCUGCAUAUUGAGAAAAUGACAGUUCUGUGGCAGCAGUCGUAAGAGGGCAACUUGAAAUUUCUGCAGUAACUUUAUUAAUUUUUAUAAAACCACAGACCGAUCUCCACCAUGUACCUAUCUUGAAUUUUCUCAUCUUUUAGACUUUCCCAAAUAAACUUAUGUUAAAAAUCUCCCAGUUUCUCCCUACAAUUAGCUACUUCUUGCAUUACCGUGCCUAUAUCUUCUUUUGGUAUCAAUGCAAUACAUAUUUUGUUAAUAUAAGAACCUGUAAAAUACGGUAUAAAAAACCGUAUUAAAUAUUUAGUAAUUUACUUAGAAGCUUAUUCAAUGAGUUACAUUUCCACAUCACUGGCAAAUAUCUUGAUUCAUUAUGGUUUAUAUCCAGCAGUUAUCUAUAAUCUUUAUGAUGACAUGAAAAUAAAUGCAUAUAUUAAUGGAAGCUCGAUCAUACAAUUAUCGAAAAGACACAAAUAACAAAAACUCAAUAACAUUAUUAUAGAUCAUUAAUCAGAACCGGAUUAACACUACCAACUUUAAAUUAUUCACCUUUGUUUCAUUUUUGCUAUUUUUGUUUAUGUUGGUUGAUACAUUUGAACCGAAAAUAUAAAGUUGAUUUUUCUUUGAUUUAUUUUCGGGAUAUAUCAAUAAAAUAGGUGAUUUGUGGUUUUAAUCAUAUCUCACAUGAAAGUUAAUUGACGAAAGGCUGUAUGCAUAGGAAUGUAAUAGACUGAUAUUUUUGAAUUGCCGUUUGUUAAAUGAAAGUGUGUUAGUUUUAGUUCAAUAGUAGUAAGAUUAUCAUAUACAAAUUGGUCCAUAUUUUAAAAUAAUAGUACAAUAAGAAGUAUAAAAUUUGUAUUUGAAUCAUUGGAUUUGAUUGCUAUAUAACUAUAUUUUAAAUCUACUUGUAAUUUUAAAAUGUAAACAGUGCUAUAUAGUUUAUAUAUUUGUGGUUGAAUAGCAUGUAUUUGACGUUGUGUACCAAACCGAAGAUUUUGUCUCAUUAAUACGUAUAUGCUUAUCAUUCUAAGAUAACUAGUGUAUUUCAUUAAUUUAUUGUUUAAAAAAAGCUGUUCUUUUAUUUUACAUAUAUUUAAAAAAAUUAAAAUAAAAAGAGGGUAUUUGUAAGCGUACUAUAGUUUAAAAUUUCUUAUUGCGAAAAAAUCUGCCUUAUUGUUUCAGUAAAAUAUGUGUAUGCAAUGUAUGGUUGUUCUAUCGAUAAUUAACUAAUUUCAAACCAAUGCAGUGAAUAGAACCCUAAACUUUUCAACUUAGAAAUACAUAAAACGUUAACGAAAUAGAAACGAUUUUUCAGACAUUGAAACCAUUAUACUGCCAGAUACAAAAUUAAUACUCUUAGGCUAGAUGUUGAUUCGGAAAAUAAAAACUAUUAAACUAUAAACCCAAGUUUUCGGGAAGUGUUCUUCCCAUCAUCAGGGAAACUGCAAUAUAAGUGAAAAAGUAAGUUAAGAAAUCAGGAUAAAUGUGAAAAAGGUGUAUUUCAAUAUAUAUUAUAAAAUUGACUUACGUUCAAUUCGAGGAUGAAUUCCUAGGUGUUAUCAUAUCAGUACAAGGUAUUUUGUAGCAUACAAAGGGCACGCUCAUUUGACAACGUAAGAUUCAACACUAAAUUAUAGAUUAAAUAUCAUCAUGUUAUUUUAAAUUUUAUUAUUGAUUCCUUUAUCUCUAUAAUUAAUUCUAUUUCACACAAUCUUCAUUUAACAUUAUUAUAAAGUUCCUCGUUGUGUAAAUUUUUUUUGAGACAGUGUUUCAGAUAUAUGAUGAAUUCUUCUGGUUUGAGUUUUCUAUAGUUAUAUUUCAUUACAAUACAAAUACAACCAUUUGUUAGCUAGUGCAGUACAGAGUUAAGAAACAUUAGUCACAUUUACGAGACCUUCUUAGGGGAGACGGUCGGUUGUUUUUAUUGCUUGCCAAUAAACUAAUAGUAUCUAAUAUACGUGUGUCUUAUCAACGUCUCGUCACUAGUAGAAAUUAAUCACUUUAUAUUAUGGAGAUAUAAAAAAUACCCGUAAUUUUAGGAAAGUUUGGUAACUUUUGGUAAAAUCAGCUCAGUAGCAGGUCCAAAAACCAAUGUUUGUUAUUAUGCAUAACUUCGAUUCGAUUCGAUUUGAUGGAUUCAUUUUUAGAUGUGAGGUUCUAUUAUCAUUAUCUUUAUAUCUGUCUUUAUUAUGAAUACCAAUUGUUUUCUUUUUUCAGAUAUAUUUACUGUUUUUUUAGUCUUUGCCACUCCAUAAAUCAUUUCAAAGGCUUGUCUUCAAGUCCUAUAUUGGAUAUCAUUUAGCUUUUUGAUAGAUAAAUAGUAUGACCUUUACUCCCCUGUUUUUAUGAAAGUGCAUCACAUUUCCAAUAAAAUUCUAAAGAUUAUUUUGGAGUAUAAUGGUUCUAUUUAAUUGUAUCCAACUAUUAUCAUCAUUGAUAUGAAAUCAUCGGUCAAAAAUAUUUGGUAGACAUUAAUUGAAGUUUCGGUAAUAUGAUUUAUUUUUAUGAUACGAUUAGACGAAAAAUAACUUGUUUUAUGUAUUACAGUAUUAUAAGUUAGUUUUUUGUACGUAGUGUAUAGUCAAAUAUUAGUGAAAACCUCAUUGCUUUAUUUUAUUAUAUCAGCAUUCAUACAUACAAGUACUAUCUAUGCAAAAUUUUGUUGAUAUGUGUUAGAUUAAUGAAUGACCUUAAUUUGUUUCCUGUUUUUAUAAUAAGUUUAUUGAUUUUUGGUAAAUUCUAAGGUUUUUACAAAUAUAGUUUGAAAUUGAAUUUUCUAAAAUUGUUAUAUAAUAUGUUAUAAGAAAAGUAUACACUGUAAAUUUUUUUUGUAAAAUUACCAUUGGUUUUGGGAAAUAUGAUGGCUAAAAUUACUAAUCUGUGUGUAUGAAUUCAAAUUAUAAUACAAUUUUAUGAUUUUUUAAUACAAAUCUUACUUGCAAAGUAAUUAUACUCAACUGUUUAUUACUUUUAAAAACAAUGUUUGAAGAUUAAAAAAAAUCUAGAUUUUGAUUCACUAUGUUUUACUGUAAAAUUAGAAAAAGAAUUGUGAUGGAAACAUUUGAUAGAUAGCGCUAGCUACGUAAUUUGCAUUUAUUCUUGAGUCUAAAACACCUAAGCCUCUUAUUAUCAAAUAAAUUUUGUAAUUACCUGAUUUAGUAGAAGACGGGAAUUAAAACUCGGAAUGAAUCACAACUACAUCAUAGAAACUUGUCUGAAACAUAUUUUGUUGUAUAGUGAAUAAUGAUUCUGAGGGUGGAUAGGCUUUGAUCCCAAAUCUGGCUCCCAUGUAUUGGAUCCAACCCAAGCGCCAUAUAUUUAAUAUGAUAACUCUAAUCGAUUGUUAUUUUUUGCUCAGGUAUCCUUAGAUUUUGAAACUUCGUAACGAAAUCCUCAUAGAUCGACCAAAUUUUAUUUAGCUCCGAAGCAGAAUAUAUCUGUUGGUUUCCCUUGAUUAUGUAUCCAUAUGAUCCAUGUAUAUGUUUCUGUAUCCGUGUUAGACAUGUUUAAGAAAAUUACGCAACAGACAAAUACAAACAAUCUCUCUGCGUUAUGAUAAUAAGGCGCCGUCCCUGUACUAUACAUGAUUUAGCGGCUUUUACUGGUCCCUCCCACGCGGCUUUUCAUUUGUGGUAUAUAAUGGUGACUGAUUCGUUUCGACGGGAUGUUCACGUAUUGUUAAUGCACUGAUCAUUGUUUUGGUUCACUAUUUUUCUUCGAAAAAUAGACUUUAGAGACAAUUAUUACCAUUUAAUUUCGGUCUCCCGAUAUAACACGGGCGUGUUUAAAAAGUUUAAUCUCGAAAAUCCGAGUUAGCACUGGACUGUGCAUUAAGCAGUUAUAAAUAAUAAUUUAACAGCAUGUUUUUUUAAAAUCCCCCAGAAGAUACUUUUUGAGAAAUAUAAAUCAAAGAAGAAACAUUUUGAAAAAUAUAAAAUUACAUCUAGUGUCAAAUUUGAAUAAAUAAAAUUUUUUCUAAUAUCAUCGUUGAUAAUACCUGAAAAACAGAAGUAGAAAAAACGUUCUAGAAGUAGAACACAUUAAUUUGUGUCAUUUUUUAUUUUAAUUAAGUUUGUUUCCUAUCCUUCAGUCUACCAUAACAUUCCAUAAAAUUGCAUUUACAAAAAAUUACUAUUUUUAGAUUAUUCGAAAGACUGGAAUUUAAAUAAAAUGAUAUCAUUAAUAAUAAAAAUUAGUAAAAAUUUAAUGCGGAAAUAAAAUCUCAAGAUAUUUCCUUCCAGGGAACUAGAAUUAAAAACGCACAUAUAGGUAAAUGAGGCUACUUUUAAAAUUUACUAAUUUGUAUAGAUAUAAUAGAAACUAAUGUCCGAACAAUGAACACCAAUUUUUAUAGUGUGGCCCCUAGAAUAUGACCCAUGUACAAAAAAUAAGAACCAACUAAUGUAUAUAGAGUAGGAGGCCGAAAGGCAGUUCACGGAAUCACAAUAUGUGAAUUUUCAAAAUUUUCUUUAUAUUUCAUGUAUAUAAAAAUUUCCACCACUGGAUUUGUGUACGUUGAAACUUGUUUUCCACUAAAGUAUAUAAAAUUUUUAAUUUUUUCUUGUUGUGUCAUUUCCUUCCUGGAUGUAUAUAACCUCUCAGUUCUUUCAGUGUGCUCUCUAGUUACCACUGAUAGAAAGAACCUUCGACAACGGUUUCGUACGUCUAUGUUGAGAAACCGAAUACUGACCGAAUGAUUUGCCAAAAACUUAUGACAGGUGUUACGAAUAGAAGUUAUUCGGUAGUAGCAAAGAUGCUGCGUUUCUAAACCAUUUGACAUCAUCAGUAUACUACAAUCGUACUUAGGAAAAUUUGUUUUCAUCUGUGCUCAAUUGAAAACAUAUCAAAUUCACUGCCAGUGGUGAAACCAAUUUUUUUUUCGUAUACAAUGUUAACAAAUAUGUUUUUUUACAUACUAUAUAGUCUACGUCGCCUCGUUGGGGGUGUCUCAUUUCGAAGGGUUACACUAUUAUGCAUACUGACUGAUCAGAUUAAGACAGUUACCUUUUGUUUUAUCUUAUUUGUUUAAAUGUGCUCCAGUUAGUUAUUAAAAAGAUAUUUAAUUUUAGUAUUUGUUGAAUCAGCCUUUAUUUUGUAUUUUAUGCUGGAGCUCAUGUUUUUAUGCGACACUAUAAUUUAAAAAUGUUUUUAAUAUGCACAUUUAUAUUUGUGAUAUUUACAUAUAUGUUUACCAUUCGUAUAUUUUAUUGUUUAUAAUAUAUUCCUUUUUCAAAUAUGUAUAUGACUUGUAUUAUUAUAUGUAAUUGUAUAAAUUUUAUUCCGUUGUUAUGGAUUUUAUUUGAGUUUCUAACUGAACCAAUUUUGGUGAAAACGUUUGUAUCAAUUAUGAUUAAAGUAUUAAAAGCU
Diorhabda carinulata is the source of this 9859-nucleotide messenger RNA. RefSeq names its product rho GTPase-activating protein 26 (gene Graf). The record is from RefSeq and is a predicted model, not a curated record. Lineage: Eukaryota; Metazoa; Arthropoda; Insecta; Coleoptera; Chrysomelidae. Gene Ontology annotation, molecular function: protein binding; GTPase activator activity. The transcript has 16 exons. Gene Ontology annotation, biological process: signal transduction. Bases 270 to 2789 code for a protein of 839 amino acids. Gene Ontology annotation, cellular component: cytoplasm.